UUUUUCCUAGUUUCACUUUGGUGGUUAAAUGCUAUCAAACUGUGAUGCGAUUACAAAAAAAGAAAAUAUGUGAAUGCUAGGUGUAAAUGGGGCCUAGGUAGUAGUGAUUUAAAAAAUCACAGAAGUGAUAAUGUUAUAUUGCACAUUGUUUACAUCACCUGAUGUUAACUUUUUGAAAUGCUUUUAGGAGAUUACAUGUCUGCAUGGCAAGGGAUGAAGAAGUCUUUGAUUUUUCAAACUUCAGAAUUGGAUUCAGAUGGUGAAGAGGAUAUAGGCAGGGUGAAAAGAGCAACUAAACCAAUGUAAGUUUGAUUUAACUUCACCUGUGUUUUGUUGAAUGUAUGAAACCUUUGUUUUGAGUAAUAUAUGCACAUUCAAUCUUCUGUAAACCGCCACUACUAUGGUGACACUGACUAUGAAAGUGAACAUGAAGACUUAGCUAAUAAAACAAAAGUUCCCUUGACAAGAUCUUCAAAACCUCAACAGUCAACUGGACCUCGCAUGUUAUCCCCACAUUCUGCACCUCAGGUACCAUCACCACCUUUACCAUCUGUGCCACCUUGUCUCUCACCACCACAUUCUUCGCUUCAGGUGCCACCUCCUUACCAGUCACUAUUGCUCUCUGAAAAUACAUCUCAACAAAUUUCCAGGAACCUUCCAAAAAUGCAAAAUACUUCUGAACUCUUCAGGCCUACUUACAGAGUGGGUCGAUGUGGAACAGAACCAAUACCUUGCACUGCUGCAGAUCUUCAUAUCCUCACAUUGCUUGAACAUGUGAAGCACCAGCUGUCACAAUUGGCUGUCAUGAUCAGUUCACUAUCUGGGCGGCUAAACAUUGAAAGCUCACCUGAUAUGCCUGAGGAGGUUGAGUUUCCUUUACAAUCAUUGGAGGAAGUGGAUGAUUUUGAAGCCUGGUUGAAACAACCAACCAAUGCUUUGAAGAAAAAGAACAUGAUUUCUGUACUGGCAUCUAUUGGAGGACAAGAUACCAAGUGUGUCACUUGGAAUAUUCUUUCACAUAUUUUUGGAGAUGAUGUUGCAAAAAAGAUAAACUGGAAGGGAGUGAAUGAAAAACGGGCCUUCAGUCAAAUGGCAACCAAAACUCUUAUUAUGCGUAAGUAUCAACAAAUCCAAUUAUAUGAAAUUAGUCUAAUUGUAUUAAGAUAUUACAUUUUAUGCCUUUGUUGGCUCAGUGGUAGUGCUGCUGCCUUGCAGUAAGGAGACCAGGGUUUGCCUCCUGGGUCCUCUCUGUGUGGAGUUUGCAUGUUCUUCCUGUGUCUACUCUGGUUUCCACCCACUGUC
Erpetoichthys calabaricus (reedfish) is the source of this 1302-nucleotide messenger RNA. RefSeq lists its product as uncharacterized. The coding region runs from base 367 to 1218 and encodes 283 amino acids. The transcript has 3 exons. The record is from RefSeq and is a predicted model, not a curated record. Lineage: Eukaryota; Metazoa; Chordata; Cladistia; Polypteriformes; Polypteridae.